AAUACAUCUUUUUUUUCUCUCUCUAAAAUAAUAUCGAAUUUUCACUUUUUUUUUUUUCUUGUUUUCUCUCUCUCUCUCUCUCCAACUAUUGUGACCCAUGAGGUCAAAGCACACCCAGAAAAUUAAAAUUGUCCUUCAAUAGUUACAAGGAGGAAAGAGAGGGAGAGAACCAGACUCUCUUUGUUGGAGAGUGGUUUUGUGAAACCGUUUGAGCUAUUCUCGUCUCAUAGCAUCUGGUAUUCCAUUCAAAGAAAGGGUGGGAGGGAAGGGAAAAUCUAAAAUCUGUAUUCCAUUCUCUACCUUUUUUUUUUUUCCUCCAAAUAGCCUAGUUUCCUAGGGGCAAUUGCAGGGAUUUAUCUGUGAAAGUUUUGGAUUUUGGUAAUUAAAAUCAGGGUGAAUCCGAGUUGUUUCAAUCGGUCAGAUAUUGGUAUUGAUUUUUCUGAUCAGAUCGAAUCCUAAAUCGCCGGUGUUUGUGUGUGGGUGACGUAAUCGGUGCGUUCAGGAAAAUACCAAUUUCUCAAGCAACAUUUGCAGGUCAAAACUGAAAGGAACCGAAAAGCUCUGAUCCUGGGUUUUGUCUUUCUUCAAUCAUAAUCACAACAAAAAAUCGAGUUUUUUUCCUGGGUGCUAUCAGAAUCAGAAGAAAAUCGAUUUUUGAUUUCUGGGUACUAUCAAGAUCACAUUAAAAAUGGUAAUUUGAUUUCUGGGAAUUUCCUAGAAUUCAUUUUCUCGAUCUAAUCCGGGAAUUCAUUUUCUCGAUCGGGUUCCGAUUAUGGCUACGAAUUCUGGUACCCUUGAUCAGUGGAGAAAUUACUUUCGAACUGCGAAUUCGGAUAUUUUUGGCAUCAUUGAGCAUGCAAUCCUUGUGGCGGCUUCCGAUUGUCCGAAGGAGUUCAGGCUCCGGAGAGAUCGAAUUGCCGAGAAGCUGUUUUCCUGUAAAUUAACGCGGUGUUUCGGUUGCGAUCGAGUCGAGUUGGCGGUACCUGAAAAUGAUGGAGGAGGUUGUAAGAGUGAAUUUGAUAUGGAUGCAUGUCAAUUUGAGGCUGGGGGUAGUGGGAGCAAAGAAAGCAAGGUUAAUAGUAGUAGCAAAGAAAGCAAGGCAAAUAGUAUUAGAGAGGAUCAUGGAGAAAUGAACAUGAACCAGGUUAGCAAUUAUAGCUAUGGAGAAGCUGAGGCAUUGACUGAUGAGAUUGAAGAAGAGACUCAAAUUGCCGGGGAAGUGUUGAGGAUCAGGGAGAUUCUCGAAAACAGUAAAGAUGAGUCUGAUUCGGUGUUGUUCGAUUCAUUGAGGAGACUUCAGUUGAUGGUGCUGUCUGUGGAUAAUCUUAAGGCGACUGAGAUAGGAAAGGCAGUUAAUGGUCUCCGAAAACACGGAUCAAAGCAGAUUCGUCAACUCGCUCGUACACUCAUAGAUGAAUGGAAGGAUAUGGUAGAUGAGUGGGUCAAUGCAACAGCUGCUAUUGCAGAAGGUACUCCAGACUCCGUGAACCCAUCUGUUGUUGAUGAUGAUGAUGAUGAAGAAGGGCUUCCUUUUCCUCCAAUGGAUGAACUAUCUUUCCUCACAACUCAGCCUACUUCACUAGAGCUAUCUCAGUUCUUUGAUGGCAUGGAUGAUGAUGGAAAUCCAAGAAACAAUGGGGAGUUCAACAGGAACCGUGAAAAUGGAAGAAAGCCAUCAUUGGAGAACCAAAAUAUUUCAAAGCGGAAACAGCAGCUUCCUGAUGAAGCAAAUGGUGUUACCAAGGACAAGGGUCAACAAAUAAAGAAGCAAGAACCUGUUGUAAAAUCAAAUAAGCCCAUAAAUACUCCAUCUGGGUUUGGGAGACCACAAGAAAUUUUAGUGAGGCCAAAUAAGCCCUCAAACACCGACUCUGGACCUGGGAGACCUCCAAAACCUGGUGUAGGACAGAAGGUUAAUAAUGAAACCAAGUUCUUGCAGAAAUCAGAUAGGCUUGCCAUCCAAAGGAAACCAGUGGUUGGUCAACAAGAUUCUAAGUCUUCAGAGGAAGACACAAUCCAAGUGAAACUUGAGGCUGCCAAGAGGAAACUGCAUGAACGUUACCAACAAGCUGAGGAUGCCAAGAGGCAGCGGACAAUACAGGUUAUGGAGUUGCAAGAUCUCCCAAAGCAGGGCCUUGGCCAUAGAAAUCCACAUAUACGGCAUGGAAAUAACAACAGGCAUUGGGCAAAUGGACGGCGCUAGGUUCUCUAGUGAUGCAGACUGGGUUCAAUGACUUUUCAAGUUGCUUCCAUUUUUGAAGCAGUGGAACAACACCAAUAACUCUCAGAGUGCCAUGGCUUGGCCUGCCUGCCCGUGUUUGAGAAAUCUGGACACCAAUGUGGCAGAAGUGGGCUGUUCCAUAAUUGGGGGGCCAUGGCUUUAAGACUCUUCACCCUUGUCCUAAUUCACACACAUUGAGUUACUGUAAUUAUCAAACAAUGGGAGGCAGAUAAAAUAUACGUUGCGGUCUGAAAACUUUUGGUACUGAGAUGAUAUUGAUAGAAAACUCUAAUUUGCAUUCAUCCAUUUGAUGAGAAAGUAUCAACAUUCUUUUCUCAUUUUUCACUAUCCCACCUCUACAUCAUGCUUUGAUAUGCCUAAAUCUGCACAUAUGAUAUGUGCAUUUUCGUAAUAGCAUCUUUGUAAAACUUCUCCGUAUGAAUGCUCCUUAUUUUGUAGGAACUGCCUAUUCAUUUGCACAAUGAAGUGCAUUUUGACUAAGACCCCACUCAGUUGUAAGCUUGUAACACUAAUAUAUGGAUGUAAAUCAAAGUUAAAUUUUCUUGUUUGCAGGAACUAUCUAUUGAUUUUAGUUGGAAUGUUGAUGUUUUUUCAUUUUGUUUAA
Molecule: messenger RNA, 2846 nt
Organism: Vitis riparia (riverbank grape)
Lineage: Eukaryota; Viridiplantae; Streptophyta; Magnoliopsida; Vitales; Vitaceae
Product: probable mediator of RNA polymerase II transcription subunit 26b
Exons: 9
Coding region: 773-2203 (476 amino acids)
Cellular component (GO): nucleus
Source: RefSeq, a predicted model, not a curated record